Molecule: messenger RNA, 1386 nt
Organism: Budorcas taxicolor (takin)
Lineage: Eukaryota; Metazoa; Chordata; Mammalia; Artiodactyla; Bovidae
Product: melanoma-associated antigen 10-like
Exons: 4
Coding region: 1-1386 (461 amino acids)
Biological process (GO): negative regulation of transcription by RNA polymerase II
Cellular component (GO): nucleus
Source: RefSeq, a predicted model, not a curated record
AUGAGCCCGUGGCAGCCUGUGCUGACCUCCUCAUCCGGGUCUCAGAGAAACCCGCCCCUGCCCUCAGCUGGGGGGCUCCAGGAACCAAGAGGUGAAAGCCCAGAUCUGAAGCUCGUGUCUACAGGUCACAGAUCAGAGGAGGUCCAGGCAGCACGAGGAGUCAAGGUGAGGCCUGUGGAUCCAGUUCUGCACUGUCUGUCCGUACUCUUGCUACCAGGAGUCAUUAUGCCUCCACCUCCAAAGCGUUUGUGUUACAUGAAGUGUUGGUGCUGCAUACUUAAGGAAAACCUUCAGUCCCAGAGCGAGAACUGGGGACUUUGGAAUGCACAAGUUCCUCAGUGUGAGGAGGAGAGGGCCUCCUCCUGUUCCUCCUCUUCCUCCUCUUCCUCCUCAUCCUCUUCUUCCUCUUCUUCUUCUUCCUCCUCCUCUCCCCACCCCACCUCCUCCUUCUGUUUUCUGACCCCAGGCACCACAAUUGAGGUUCCUGAUACUGCUGGGACACCGAGUCCUUUCCAGGCUUCUCAGAGAGUUUGGACCUUACCCACUGCCCUAGCAACCACUCCAUCAAUCAUAUCAGAUCAGGGAUCUGGCAGUAGAAAAAGAAAAAGGCCAAGCACUUCGCAGGCCCUGCCAGAUGGUGGGCACUUGCUCAGAGAUGCAAUAGAUGGUAAGGUGGGGGAUCUGGUGUCAUUCCUGCUCGUCAGAUAUCACAGAAAGGAGGUGGCCACAAAGGCAGAAAUGCUUAGCGUUAUCAAAGAUUACCAAGACCUCUUCCCCAUGAUCCUCAGUCAAGCCACUGACUGCAUGAAUCUGGUCUUUGGUAUUGAUGUGAAGGCGUUGGACCCCACAGGUCUCUUCUAUGUCUUGGUCAACACCUUGGGUCUCACCUACAAUGAUUUGUUGAGUGGUGAUGAGGAGAGCAUGCCCAUGGCUGGCCUCCUUGUAAAUACCUUGAGUAUAAUCUUCAUAGCUGGCAACUGUGCACCUGAGGAAAAGAUCUGGGAAAUGCUAGGUAUCAUGGGCCUGUAUGCUGGUAUGAACCAUUUCAUCUAUGGGGACCCCAGGGAGCUGCUGACCCAAGUGUGGGUGCAACAAGGGUAUCUGGAAUACCGACAGGUGCCCAAUAGUGAUCCUGCCUGCUAUGAGUUCCUGUGGGGUCCCCGGACUUAUGCAGAGACCACUAAGAUGAAAGUCUUAGAGUUCUUGGCCAAAGUUCAUGAUACCACCCCCAGUGCCUUUCCUAGCUUGUAUGAAGAAGCUUUGCAAAGUGAAAAAACAGGACCCCAAGCCAGAGUUGUAGCCAGGGCCAGGGCCAGGGAUGGGACUUGUGCCAGGACCAGGGCCUAUUCCAAGGUCACAUCCAACAGCUUAUCUUGCCCCAACUGA